AUGCGACGCAUAUACAAAUUAGGCUUCGGACGGAGCGGCAACGAACUCCUGGGCGUACAUGUCCUCGACGGGGCACUCCACCGCCGAGGCGAACUCCUCCUGCAGGAUGGCGCGGCGCCAGUUCUCCUCGUCGUCGACGUAGAGCAAGUCGUCCAGGGGCGGCAGCGGCUCGAGCGGCGAGACGAACGCGCGCGGCAUCGACCCGGCCAGGCCCACCGCCUUCGCCUGGGCGUCAAGCGCCUCCACCGAGACUCUCUCGAUGGAGCGGAUCACGCUGGCGAGCGCGGCCGCCCGGGCGGGCGACGGCCGGCACGUCACGAGCUGCGCCAGCGCGGCGCGCCGCAGCUGCGCGAGCCACCACUCGACGCCGUACGUGUAGCGCAGCUCCGCGCCGGCCGGGAUGGGCCGCGUCGCCACGGCGAAGACGCGCGGCACGGGGUCGCAGGCGUCGUCCGUCUCGCACACCUCGGCCUGGCAGAGCGCGACGUUGUUCCGCGUCUCGAUGCGCGCGAUGUAGGCCCGUACCACUCUCUCGAUGCGCUCGACGUCGGCGGCAAGCGGCACGCGGGAGUGCCACGACGUCAGCACGAGCCCGUUCACGUCCUCGGCGCCGAUGACGCCGUCGCCGCGGAUCUUCGCCGAGGCGAUGGGCCGGUCGGGCGUCGUGUGCGGCAUCUUGAGGGCCGUGUGGUCGUUGAUGAGCUGCGCCACGCCCUCCUCGGGGCAGGCGCCCUGGGCCGGCACCUUGCCCAGCAAAAUAAAGUCCGCGGCGCCGGCGCGCGCGACGCAGGCCGCCGUCGGCUCGUCGACGUCGCAGUACUCGUCCUGGGUGAUCGAGUCGCGGAUCGUGCCGCCGCGCGCGGCGCCGCCGGCGUCCGAGACGGCCGUGCCGGCGAGGCCGAUCUCGUAGCGCUGCGAGUACUUGCGCCAGUCCGCGCCGUAGAACUCCUGCUGGAGCUCGAGCUCGUCGCAGCGCGUCGUCGCGGCCGGCGCGAGGCAGCCCACGUACUCCGUGAUCGUCGUCCCGGCGGCGAUGCGCUCCUUCGCGAACACGCCCAGCCCGGCGCCGGGCGACGCGUCGACCCGCACCAGGGGCUCCUCGAGCGCCUCGUACGCCUCGACGUCCGCGCGCCAGUGCGCGUAGCGGUCGUCGAGGUAGGUUCGCGACGACGACGACGCGUGGACGGUGCGGCGCUUCGCCGACGGCGGCGUGGGGGCUCGCAAAAGAGCGAGCGUCGCACACGCCGUCAAAGAUCCUGCUCUGAGCAGCCUGCUGCGUAUCAUCGUCUUCUACGCGCUUAUCGUUUUAAAACUUGGUCCGCUGGGUGCGAGGCAGCAAGAAGGAGUGGCCUGGUGCUACUGGUAGGCGCUCAAAACGGCCUGGAGGUGAGCAAUGAGGAGUGUUCGCAGAGCAGAUGCCCGAUCCUAGUGUGUCCCAUUACGCUAGCCUGA
Messenger RNA from Pelagomonas calceolata, 1452 nucleotides. The record is from the annotation of a GenBank genome assembly. Lineage: Eukaryota; Pelagophyceae; Pelagomonadales; Pelagomonadaceae.